Molecule: messenger RNA, 950 nt
Organism: Ahaetulla prasina
Lineage: Eukaryota; Metazoa; Chordata; Lepidosauria; Squamata; Colubridae
Product: pituitary homeobox 3-like
Exons: 3
Coding region: 1-858 (285 amino acids)
Biological process (GO): regulation of transcription by RNA polymerase II; anatomical structure morphogenesis
Cellular component (GO): nucleus
Molecular function (GO): RNA polymerase II cis-regulatory region sequence-specific DNA binding; DNA-binding transcription factor activity, RNA polymerase II-specific
Source: RefSeq, a predicted model, not a curated record
AUGGAGUUCAACUUGCUCACUGAUCCAGAAGCUCAGAGCCCCCCUCUUUCCCUCUCCGAAUCCGGGACACCUCAGCAUGCCCACAGGCACAAGGGGCAAGCAAAUGACACCGAAAAGUCCCAGCAGAAUCAGACUGACAAUUCCACUCCUGAGGACGGCUCCUUGAGAAAGAAGCAACGUAGGCAGAGAACUCAUUUUACCAGCCAGCAGCUACAGGAGCUAGAAGCCACUUUUCAAAGGAAUCGGUAUCCAGACAUGAGUACCCGAGAGGAGAUUGCGGUCUGGACCAACUUGACGGAAGCCAGAGUUCGGGUAUGGUUUAAGAACCGCAGAGCCAAAUGGAGGAAGCGGGAAAGAAAUCAACAGGCAGAACUUUGUAAGAAUAGUUUUGGAGCUCAGUUCAACGGACUGAUGCAACCUUAUGAUGAAAUGUAUAGUAGUUAUUCCUAUAAUAACUGGGCUACCAAAGGACUUACUGCCAGCACGUUAUCAACCAAGAGCUUCCCAUUCUUCAACUCCAUGUCGGUCAAUGCCCUUUCUUCCCAGCCCAUGUUUUCAACAUCCGGCUCCAUAGGAUCCAUGUCUGUGCCCUCCUCAAUGGUUCCUUCAACAGUGACGGGUGUGCCAGGCCCAAGCCUUAACAAUCUGAACAGCCCGUCUCUUAACUCCGCCGUUCCAUCCAGUACCUGUCCCUAUGCAUCCACAGCCAAUCCUUACAUGUAUAGGGAUACUUGUAACUCGAGCCUGGCUAGCUUGCGAUUGAAGGCAAAGCAACACGCCAACUUUACCUACCCAGCAGUGCAGACGGCACCCUCCAGCCUGAGCCCAUGUCAGUAUGCAGUGGAUAGAUCAGUAUGAGAACCUCCACCGCUAAUUAUGAACUAUUAGCAGAAACUAUGUUUCCCCUGCAGCUGAAUUGCAGAAAAGAUGUAUUUAUAAUACUGUUAACA